CCUUGGAGCGACAAGUUGGUGCGCCGAGUGUCGUUGUCUGCAGCAGCGUCGUCGGCGUCGUUCCUUCGUCCUUCUCUCAACGCGGGCCCCGCCUCCAGCGAAAAGAGCAUCGCCGGACGACCGGCAAACUUGCGACACUGCCCUUGUCAGUUCACUCUUUUCUGUGCGUGUCUCGUCAGCGAAUCGGUGAUCGCCAAGAUAUGCACUAGAGAGGGCUGCGACAGCGGGGAAGGCAACGGUGACCAAAAUGGUCCUCGCCAAGCUGUACCGGGCGGUGACCAAGUUGAAGCAGCCGUUUCGAUUCCUGGCCCACCUGUCGCUUUGCGGGUUCGUCAGCGGAUUCUUUUGCGUGCUCACGGGCAUCCUACUGCUCGCUUUCUUCGGGUCCAACAUUCGCGAGGAUGAGGCGAUCAAGCGAAUACCCACGUGGAUCGGCAUCAUUGCCACUGGCAGUGGGAUCAUGUUUCUUUUUGUGGGCGUCACCCUGACCAUCCUGCUGUGCAAGCUGUUCAAUCAGCAAGCAGCCAGAGAUGGGGGUAAUCCCGUGCACAUUCAACGUUUCCCAUCGCAGCCGGGGCUGUACCCGGUCCAGGCCAUGGGCUGCGGUGCUUCUGGUGACGCACAGGACACGGCCGAGACCGACAAGCUCACCUGAUUCUUCGCUGCAGGUUGUUACAUCUGGCUGGGAGAUUCGGCAUGGCAUGGCAGUUGGCUCUGCUGGUCGUCUCGUUUGCCAGCCGCUUGAUCUGCUUUUUUCUUCUUUGUCUUGCCGGUGUUUUCAUGGGCCAGUCUGUUUGGGCACCUUUUGUUCUUGCAUGCAAGAUUGUUUUUUGUCCAUUUUUUUUUAAGUGACAUCUUCAUUUAGCUAUGUAUAUUGCCCCACAAGUGAUUUCUGUAUCUCCAGGAUUACACAUUCGCUACUGCAAAAUCAGUGUUGAUUUGCUAGUGCUUGUGAUUUGCUGGAUGAGUUUACAAGAGUGACUGUAAUGUUACGCAUGAGAUUGGCCAGGUGCAUGUUACUAGGGAACCAGCCUUGGUCACACUAACUGGGUGCUCAUUUGUUAAUCUUUAUGAGCCGAGUUUACUUGCAUGAGAUCUGCCAACCUUCUGUUGCUUUUUAUUUAUUGUAUGGCAUUGAAUCGUUGGUAUAGACAAUAUUCCCAGCAUUGUUAUUUUCGUACAUCUGGUAACGUCGAUGAAUUGCUGUUACAAUGUAGUAUUUGCAGUUCAACCUCGGAAUUCAUCUUGCAUCACUUUUGUUUGCCUAAUACACUAAACUGGUCUACUUCCCUACCAAAAAGAAACGCGUGGGGUUGAAAACAGACUUUAGAUUGCAGUCAUUUUUUGGGGAGGGGGACAUUUUCAAGGAUGGGGUUUGGUGCAAGCCAUAUUCAAAUAAUGGUAUUUGGGGUGUGAGCGACGUUGUGCCUAAUCAUGAACAACUGACAGUUUUGUCUCACCCGAGUAGCCUCAGUUUCUAGCAGUCUGUUGGGGAUUGUGCUGGACAUACGGACAUAUUAUGGCUAGAGCAAUCAUUUAUAAUUAUGUUGAAUUCCUGUGUUGUGCAUUAUUGCUGUUAUUUACAACCAUUUAACAUUAUAUUAAAGUGAAGCUUGACUCAAGAGUGGUUUCGUUUUAACGGAAAUUUCGUUUUAAACACAUCUUGCAAUACUCUGUUGAUGUUGUAGUUAUUCUUCAGUAAAAUUAUCAUAGCUGAUACUUCAUAAUACCCAUAUUUUACGGUUAGAGAGGAAGUUUUACAUUCAAACCAUGCACAUUCAGCGUAUGUGCACAUGUGGGCCCAUAUAUGAAUAGACACUGGAUUCUUGCUUGUGAGAUUUAAUUAGUUGUGGGUUUUUCAGAACCAUUCAUUCAGGCACAUAAGUUUCGUUAGAGCAACUGUGGAGCUUGAAUUAUGUUACACACAUAUUUUUUAAUGUCUGAACUGCAGAGAAGCAUGUUAAUGUCGUGGUGUGAAAGUCUUUUUUUGAAAUAUGUAUAGCAAUGCACAUUGUUUAAAAAUUUAAUCUUAAUCUUAACUCGUCAAGCUAUUUCAUUUCUCUUUCAAUGGUGAAAACUUUCACAGUGUAUAUUUUAUGAAAUGAGCCAUGUGUAUUCUUUUUUGUUGCCGAGUUUUUAGUUUUUCAGUACAUACGGAAUCGAUAGGAAAACUAGCAGAAGUGUUCAUUCGGUAAAAGCGAACCUUUAUAAGGCGGGCAGUGCCAGGAAAAAGUUGUCGUGUGGCAACUUUGCUUGCAAGGCUCGUUUGCUGAUGUUUCUGCGAAAAAAUGUGUCUGCACCAGAUGUCAACUGUUUUCGCUUAGUGUGUUGUCACUGGUUCUCUGGAACCGUGGAGCGAAGGUAGCGAAUCAUACCGCUCGUUUACAAUGACAAAAUUUUAACUAUGAAGCAAAAAUCGUAAAUGGUUCUGCCAAGUCUUUGGUUCUUUUUACUGUGGGAAUUCACGCACCAACCUUGUCAUUUCAUAACGAAUUGCUGUUAGUAAUGACAUUUCUUCUUGGACAUUAUUAAUGUCGUUUCUCCGAAUUGCACACACAUACUCGAACACGUUUUAUUCCUGUGGUAACGCUGUGCAGAAACUGGAGAAUGUGGAAGGAAAGUCCUGAUAUCAUUCACUUACUCUCCAUUAUUGCGACUGUAAUGAAAAUUAUUUUUUAUUGGGACUAAGGUUCGUCAACGCUUGUUUUGCGUGUCGUGCCAGGAGAAACAGACUUUGAGACGACGCGGUAACAACACACACGACGUUUAUGACAGAACACGGAAAAUAAACAUAGAAAACAAUGAGGCACAAAAGGUACGUACAACCAACAGAAAGAACUAAGCUUCGUUUAAGAAAUUACCAAUUAGCGUUCAAGUAAGAACGUUCGAAAACCUAAAAGCCAGAUCGGCGGUACGACAGACGCCGAUGGGGUGCAGGGCAGGAGGCGGUGGAAAAACGCUGUGGAAUGCGCUCACUUGUCGAUAGGCGACGCUCUGGUGACGAUGGGGUUUGACGGCGUGGGUGCGACUAUGGAGCAGUCAACCCGCACUGGAGACUCGAUGCUCCAUGCGUGUAAAUGGCCAACCCGUCCAGCAAACAGCUUGCGUCGAGACGCGAUGCUCGGCGCAACCGUGACCAUUAGCCAGGCCACGUUCAUUGCUGUGCCGAACGGCUGACCGUGGAGACGCCUCACCAAGAUCCGUGAUGCCCUCGGCAAGGAAGAGAACAGCAGGCCAGGCCGCGCCCCUAGAUGCAGUACUCGUGCCGGCAACGCCACUUCAUCUGGUAGUUGGACGGCAGUAGCGUGGACAGCCACGUUCCCUGGCCGGAACCUGGAUCACCUGCGUCCGACGCUUUGGCCCGCUGUCUUCUGUCUUUGUCUUCGUUUUCUUCACUCAUCACAAUAACCCCCAACACAAGAAAGUUGUUUCAGAAAAUAACUUUUCUCACACAACACAGUGAUGAUGAAUGAAAACAGGUGUUAAUUGAGCUUUGGCCUAUCCAGAAAUGUCUCUAUAUCACAAUCCGACUUGUUUUUACAAUGGUACAGUCCAGAAGAAUGAAGACAUGCAUACGGGCAACAAGAACCAAUACCAAACAAUGUAUGAUUUCAAAUGGCCUGAUAUUUUUGAAAUCACGCUUUUACAAAUGCAUGUUUCAGCUCUUCUAACGAACUUGUGGCACUUUCCUUCAGUGUGGUAGUGACACUCCUUGGCUGAUUGAACGCUUUUCUUGGUAGGAUACAUUUAGCAUUGUGUAGCGAACGCUGAAUUCCAAUGUGCUUAACUUUGGUCUAAACAAAUAUUCUCAAUGUGAUUGUUCUGUUCAAUCAAAUUAUAAUGAUUGCAGGAAGAUUUACCUGCAGAGCAUCUGCUAUGCUCUAACAAAUAAUAGAAUCUUAAUAAUCCUACUUUUAAUUUCCAACAAAUUAUUCAGUCUCCUAGCAUAGGUUACGUAACUUGACUCAAGUCUUUAAAGAGAUUGAAAUAAUCAAGUCCAGCUCACUUGAUAUCCUUCUGGAAGCGUCGCAUGAAACUACGCAGAGCUCUCGAGCCCUCAUGCCUAACGUCCUCCAAACUGCAACGCGUCUACACUGAACGCGAACAAAAACUGCCAAGCCCUGCUUGACUUAAAUGUCCUUGCGGCUGCUGUAGCCGUCACCCGUCAAACCAUGUUCACCCGCAAGCUUAGCGUGAUCGUUCACAUGACCUAAGGCUCCUGCAUCACCAACUGUGCUAAAGCCAGGGCGCAUGGCUGUUUCAAGUUAGUCCAAGACGGCAUCUACCAUCGUGCCCAUUCGGCUAUUACAAUAGUGUGUCAAGCCCUCCCGCACAACAAUCUCGCUGCCCUCACGAUCACACAACCUCAACGCUCCUGUCCCCUGCGUUAGUUUGCACCCAACUGUUUCUACAACCAAUUGUUUCUUCCUUGGCCUAAAUCCUACUAUGUUCACAGAACGGUGCUUAUUUUUCCGGGUUCAUUCCUUAAGCACGGCGCACAAACAAGGUGACACUGUUAAAUAUAUUUAAAAGAAGAGCUUAAUUGUUGCAAGCUCGCCAUAAUAUUGUAAUGAAACUUAUUCUUUAUCGAGGCUAAGGUUCGUCAACGCUUGUUUUGCGUGUCGUGGGAGGAGAAACGGACUUUGAGACGACGCGAUAACAACACACACGACGUUUAUGACAGAACACGGAAAAUAAACAUAGAAAACAAUGAGGCACAAAAGGUACGAACAACCAACAGAGAGAACUAAGCUUCGUUUAAAAUAUGUCCAAUUAGCAUUCAAGUAAGAACGUUCAAAAACCUAAGAGCCAGAUCGGCGGUACGACAGACGCCGAUGAGGUGCAGGGCAGGAGGCGGUGGAAAAACGCUGUGGAAUGCGCUCACUUGUCGAUGGGCGACGCUCUGGUGACGACGGCGUUUGACGGCGUGGGUGCGACUACGGAGCAGUCAACCCGCACCGGAGACUCGAUGCUCCAUGCAUGUAAAUGGCCAGCCCGUCCAGCGAACAGCUUGCGUCGAGACGCGAUGCUCGGUGCAACUGUGACCAUUAGCCAGGCCACGUUCAUCGCUGUGCCGAACGGCUGACCGUGGAGACGCCUCACCGAGAUCCGCGAUGCCCUCGGCAAGGAAGAGAACAGCAGGCCAGGCCGCGCCCCGAGAUGCAGUACUUGUGCCAGCAACGCCACCCCAGCUGGUAUCUGGACGACAGUAGCAUGAACAGCCGCGUUCCCUGGCCGGAACCUGGAUCGCCUGCGUCCGACGCUUUGGCCCGCUGUCUUUGUCGUCGUUUUCUUCACUCAUCACAGCGACCUUGGACGCUGCGAUAGUUGCAGUUGCGCCUGAAUUUAAUAUGAUUGAAGCCAUUCUUCUUUGCAGCUGUAUCGGAAGAUUUUUAGAUGGAGACCAUUUGGUUUAGGUGUACAAGCAUUGCAAGGUAGAGUGCUAUGCAAUCUUCUUGCUUUUCGACCUCGCCAUGAUGUCAUUUGUGAGGCCAUUUACAGCAUGGCCAUGUAUUGUAAAAAAAAAGCCAUGGAGGUAGGUAGCAAUGCAAUUUACGUUAUCGAUAUAACAACAUUUCUUAUGGCAUACGCAAGUCUCUCUAUUGUUGAGGACCCGUGUUCUCCCGAAAUCUUCCAGCUCAAUCGCAUCCAAAACCUGCCCCUGCUCAAAAAAUGACCACAUGUAGGCAGUAUAUUAGUGCAAAGCUCUUGUACAUUUACAAGUUUCAAUUAUCUGGUUGUGACUGUUCCUUCGGGUAUGCUGCCAUCGUAGGUGGGGAGAUCUCCCGAAAGCAGAGAAAACUUAUGUCCAUUGUGUUUCUUUUUUUUUUCUAGGAAGUUAGCUGUACAAACAGCCCUCUUUACGACUUCCUAAAUGUGGGGAUUUUGGCUUUAUGUGGAUAGCAUCAUGCUGUCCAUCUUUAAAAUCCUCAACCUUAGACAAUUGUAAAGCAGCGUCAUAGGGAAGGAAUACAUAAUUUUCUGUUUCAACUCAACUACACAAGCUGGUGCUUAAUGAUAGCUGUUGAUUCACAUUAUUGAGCAGAUUUUUACAGAGAUGCUUGUAUUUUUUUAUUAAAGUAAAAGCUCUGUCAUUACAGCCCACAGCAGGCAUAAUAAGGGUCCCUUGAGAACUCACAAGAGGCGUAAAAAACAUGUUGUAGCGUUAAAACUUAUGACAGGUGUAAAAAGCGUGUUGUAACAUUGGAACUCAUGGCAGGGGUAAAAACGGUGUUGCGAACUCACAACUAUCGACAGCUGGAAAAAGCUCUUUACUGAGCAGUGUUGUGACAAUAGAAUUCACAACUGGUGCGAAAAGAGUGUUGCGUGUGUUUUUUUUAUGGUGUCAAGAUAUUGGGGCACACCCGCGUAGUCCUUCUAUAAUCACUGUUGAAAUGUGAUGGGAUCACCUCCACUGAACAUAUUGCUGAACAUACGUAGAUUUCACGUUUGAAUUCGUGUUCAUGGUGCAGACAAAAUGCCGAAAACGAGAACAAACGAAGUCAAGGGUCCAUAUUUCAGUACUUGUGCGGCGAUUUCAGCACUUGCAUAAUGAUUAAUAUGUGCUCUCAUUGUAGAAACACCAUACAGUUAAGCACCUCUCUUAACAGCACAGAGAGAGCUUCAGUACCUGCACUGCUCAUCUUUGUUUUCUUAAUAAGGUAGUUUUUUCGUGGUUUUGGUACCACGCCUGCGUGGUUAUAUCAGUGGGGAGAUAAGAAUUCCCAAUGAAGCUUAGUGUUUUCUGUUGGCGGAACAAGAUGGCCGAAAGAAUAAUUCAUUACAUGUGGAAUACAAACAGCGUCUUGUAUCGUGCUCACAAAUUGAGAUGUCUGCGAACCCUUCUAUUGUUAGCCAACUUUACAGGUUCUUAGAUAUGUAUUGUGAACUGUGCUGCUAAUUUGAAGCUCAGCAACUGUAACCAUCAUUUAAGAUGGUCCCUUAAUAUUCACGUCACCUGCAAAAGAUAUUGGGAUGUGUUUUAACAGCUGCUGAAGCCCACAGGGGCCUUUAGUGUCAGUACGAAGGUGAUUGUCACAUAAUCACUGCAUGGAAGCUCAUGAACGCAGCAUUGAAGAGACUUGCACAGUGUUCUUAGUUACGUUUAUUGUUUUGUAUGUCACUGUUCACCAGUAGUGAAUAUCCCAGCGUACUUGAACAUCUUUCGUAAAGGUGGGCUUGUAUUUGCACAGAUACUGAUGUGUUCUCAGGUUACAUUCGAAGGUAGCCGAGUCGUGUUAUUUUGAGAACUGCAAAGAAAGUUAGCUCUCAGCCCAAGAUACCAUAGAUUAUAUACAUGUGUUAGUGAUAUUGUUUUAAAUUUAUUUAGAACAAUGCUCGAAGGUGCCGAAAAACUAGCAACGGCAGUCUGGCACAACUAUUCUGUGAUCCCAUAUAAUUCGGAAUCUCUUCAGUUCACUGUUGCGUUCGCGUUUUCUCAUAACACAAAUUGUAAUAUGGGCUUUGCGAAAUCUAUUCCCGCCCAGUAACACGAUUUUUUGUUGAAACUAGGAUGAAAAUUAUUAUUUUUCCAUUGGACAUAAAGUGGGGAGCCUGCGUUUACUCACCCGUUCUUCACAUGCUUGUUAAGAGUGUGAUGUCGCGUAGUUGACAAAAUAAAAAGUUUUGAAAUAGUGUUCCAGUAACAUUCUCAAGGACUGUGAAAUUUUCAUUUUUUUUAAUCUCAAGUGACACAUUUGUUCCUAUUGCGUGUAAAUAUUUGUAGUUUUGUGCUGUGUUGUCUGUGCUUGUGAACUGCUGUGAUAUGUCGUACGGUGAGGAUUCACGUUUUACAAAACUGACAGGCCUGUCGUGAAAAGAAAUCUCGACGAGUCUGCGUUUGUGACGAGGAGAGCCAAUCUGUGCGGGCACACCAUUAUCCAAAUGCCACUGACAAAGAUUGUAUGUGCAUUUUUAUUUCUGUGCUCAUAUAUGUACGUUUACUUUGGCCUUUUAAGGUGUAUUUUCUCAUUGUGGUAUUUAGUCACUUCUGUUACUACGCGUACAAAUAAUGAUGUGUCAAAUAAAGUCCUUGCUUACGUGCA
Messenger RNA from Rhipicephalus microplus (southern cattle tick), 8045 nucleotides. RefSeq lists its product as uncharacterized. The record is from RefSeq and is a predicted model, not a curated record. Lineage: Eukaryota; Metazoa; Arthropoda; Arachnida; Ixodida; Ixodidae.